CAUCGCCCGCUGUGCUUCCGCUGCGCCUCCAACCACCCCCUGGUGCGGCAGAUCCGCCGCGAUUGCUCCGACUCCUUCGGGGCCUUCGAGCGCUGCCUUCGGGAGCACCCGGGGGCUGUGGGGGAGUGCGGCCCCCACGUCAGCGCCUUCCUGCUCUGUGCUGAAAAUGUCACCCCAAAUGUCACCCCUGAUGUCACCUCUGGUGCCACCCCCAGGGACAGCCCUGGGGACACCUCUGGAGGUGAGUUUGGAACUGGGAUUUUGGGGUAAAAAUGGGAAAAAAACCCUAAAAACGGCUCCCAUGUCACCCCCAUUCCUGCUCUGUGCUGAAAAUGUCACCCCAAAUGUCACCUCUGAUGUCACCUCUGGUGCCACCGCCAGUGCCACCCCCAGGGACACCCCCAGAGGUGAGUUUGGAACUGGGAUUUUGGGGUAAAACCCACUAAAAAUGGCCCCAUUCCUGCUCUGUGCCGAGAGUGUCACCCCCAAUGUCACCCCCGAUGUCACCUCUGGUGCCACCCCCAGGGACAGCCCCGGGGACACCUCUGGAGGUGAGUUUAGAA
Molecule: messenger RNA, 563 nt
Organism: Malurus melanocephalus (red-backed fairy wren)
Lineage: Eukaryota; Metazoa; Chordata; Aves; Passeriformes; Maluridae
Product: coiled-coil-helix-coiled-coil-helix domain-containing protein 5-like
Exons: 2
Source: RefSeq, a predicted model, not a curated record